Molecule: messenger RNA, 987 nt
Organism: Closterium sp. Naga37s-1
Lineage: Eukaryota; Viridiplantae; Streptophyta; Zygnematophyceae; Desmidiales; Closteriaceae
Source: the annotation of a GenBank genome assembly
AUGUCUGCCACGAAUAGAACUCGUUCCUCCGCCACGCGUUGCUACCGCCGCGUUGCGCCUCCGUGGUCAAUGCGUGCCGACGCAGCAGCUCGGCUUCUCAUUUGCGCGGCCCUUGCGCUCUCCACCGCCGCAGAUUGCUCCUCUUCUGCCAACCACCCGUGGCGACAAGCCCCUCGACCGAAUCAGCGCGUGCUGUCUCCCCUUGCUCGGCCCAUCAUCCGCGCCCAGCGCUCGCUCCUCAAGCUCGACGCCGCCACCGCCGCGGCUUACUCUGAACCGUCCGCCGCACGGCCCGUGGCUUUGGAGGCGUCGCAACGCCCGCGCUGGUCCGCCUCACCCAACGAGGGCGCUCAUCUGAUAUCACCCCCUUUCCCUCCCCCCUUGUUCGAGCGCUCGCUGCGCAUCUGCGCAGUGAGCGCGAUCGUGCAGGUACAGGCGGCGUGGGGCGCGUGGGCGGGCAGCAACGACACCACUGCGUGCUCUGCGUGGCCUGGCGUGACAUGCAGCCCUAACGGACUGGUCAUCGCGUUGGAUUCAAAGGCCGUGGCGGUGGAUGGCAGCGCCGCCAUACCUGCCUCCAUCACCAACCUCGCUGCUCUGCAGUACCUGUCCGUCCCCACCCACCCUCCAUCCAAUCUGCAUUGCAUUGCAUUGCAUGCUGCACAGUCCUUCCUGUUCUUUUCCUCGGCAGCCAAGUUGGUGCAGCAGCUGGGAUGUGGUGUGAUCUGCACCGAGGCAUCGCUCUGCACGCCUCAUUCAGCCUCCCUCCUGCCUUCGCUCUUGCUUCUUGCCUCCCCACGUCCACAGGGAUCUCACACACGAGCAUCUGGUGGGGCCCAUCCCAUCCCUCGCAAGUCUCUCCAGGGUCACUCUCCUGUACGUGCUCCGCCUCUGCUGUGGCCUGUACAGUGCACUCCACUGCACUCCUUCUCCCUUCUCCAGCCAAAGAUUGUCAUGUCAUCGCUCUUGCUUGCUCCUUCUCAAUGA